AUGGUGGUUACUCUCCCGGGGAAGUUAACAAACGACGAUGCGAUUAUUUGGUCUCGCCGCAUGGAGACCCCGAGACAGACAGUUGGCCUUCUCUUCCAGACGAUUGGCGCUGCUGACCGCAAACACGAGCGGCGUUGUCUUUACCAGUCCAAGCCCAACUCCCUCUUGGUGCGCCCUUCCCUUCGUCCAUUUCCCUUUCCGGAAGCUGCACGCCCAAAUCGCGUGGAUCUGGGCAGGUCAGAGGGCGCCAGGUCUGCCACUAGCUUCACCGUCAAUUUCAACGUAUCCUGCAACCUGGCAGGCCAGUCGGUGAUGUUCAUGGUGACAUCUGCGGAUGUCGCGCUCCUGGAACCGUGGCUCCAAAACUCGCACAUGUACGGCAGUUCUUCGCGCAUGCGUGCGCUUGGUACAUGCAGCUAG
Volvox carteri f. nagariensis is the source of this 420-nucleotide messenger RNA. RefSeq lists its product as uncharacterized. The record is from RefSeq and is a predicted model, not a curated record. The coding region runs from base 1 to 420 and encodes 139 amino acids. NCBI's taxonomy places the organism in Eukaryota, Viridiplantae, Chlorophyta, Chlorophyceae, Chlamydomonadales, Volvocaceae. The transcript has 7 exons.